Oncorhynchus nerka (sockeye salmon) is the source of this 974-nucleotide messenger RNA. RefSeq names its product erythroblast NAD(P)(+)--arginine ADP-ribosyltransferase-like. The record is from RefSeq and is a predicted model, not a curated record. NCBI's taxonomy places the organism in Eukaryota, Metazoa, Chordata, Actinopteri, Salmoniformes, Salmonidae. Gene Ontology annotation, molecular function: NAD+ poly-ADP-ribosyltransferase activity; NAD+-protein-arginine ADP-ribosyltransferase activity.
ACAGCGUGUGUCCCUAACUCUGUUGACGACAAGUACAAACACUGCACUGAAAAAAUGUACAAGAAGGUGCAGGAGGAGUAUCUUUCAAAUGAAUACUCCACUGAGGGGAUCUUCAAACAAGCCUGGAUGAAGGCAGAAGGAUGUGCAACUAUUGAGAAAGUGAAGAAACGAUUCCAAAAGGACAAGUCCAAGUACAAUAUCAAGGCUAUCUGUGCUUACUCAGCAGAGUUACCUGAGAUAUUCCCAGAGUUCAACCAAGAAGUCCGGACCAGUAGAACAGAGUACACCACCUCAUUCCCCUUCCACUCCCUUCAUUUCCUGCUGACUGAUGCCAUUCGCCUCCUGAAACUGAACCAAAAGACCUGUCACACCACGUAUCGAAGAAGCAACAUGGAGUUUGUUAGUAAAGUUAACAAAGUAAUCAGAUUUGGCUUCUUUGCCUCCAGCUCUCUCGACAAGGGAAUUAGUACAAGAUUUGGAGAGAAGUCUUGCUUUGAGAUAAAGACAUGUUUUGGCGCUGACCUGAAGUCCUUCCCCAAACUGGGGAAUCAUGAAAAGGAGGUGUUGAUUCCACCGUAUGAAGUGUUCAGAGUUACUGCUGUGCUGAAGAAAGAGAAUUAUAAAAACCUUUGGUGCGAUGUUGCGAUGUUGCGAUGUUGUAUCACCAAGCCCCGGAGUAACCUGAAUUGCAAACUUUUUAGGCAAACAAUUAUUAACUAAGAAAAUCUCUUGAUCUUGAGUCAUUGAUUUAAAUUAUAUCCAGGGACAAACAUUCAGGCUGCUUAUCCUCUUAAAGCCAAACAAUGUGUUUUCACUGUCUAAAGAUUUUAAUGUAGUAAGUAAUUGGUUCAUUGGUGAAUGUUAAAUACAAACCUUAUCCUGACUACCAGAAAUAGUGAUUAUUAAGAUGUGUGUAUUAACCUGUGUAUCAGACUCCAUAGGAGACUUUAAAGCACUUAUAUACCUUCUGCAGC